This is a messenger RNA of Pecten maximus, 3500 nucleotides long. RefSeq names its product 5'-3' exoribonuclease 2-like. NCBI's taxonomy places the organism in Eukaryota, Metazoa, Mollusca, Bivalvia, Pectinida, Pectinidae. Gene Ontology annotation, molecular function: RNA binding; 5'-3' RNA exonuclease activity. Gene Ontology annotation, cellular component: nucleus. The transcript is spliced from 33 exons. The record is from RefSeq and is a predicted model, not a curated record. Gene Ontology annotation, biological process: nuclear-transcribed mRNA catabolic process. Bases 87 to 2954 code for a protein of 955 amino acids.
GUUGUUAGCGGCGUGUUCAUGGAACGAAGAGGAAAACAUCUUCAUCGUCACUGAUUCUACCUCUGAAAUAAAAAGACUCCCCAGCCAUGGGAGUUCCUGCAUUCUUCCGAUGGCUGAGCAGGAAAUACCCUUCAAUAAUUGUGAAUUGUAUCGAACAGAAGGCAAAAGAAGUUGAUGGACAAAAGGUACCAGUCGAUACCAGUCAGCCAAAUCCAAAUGACUAUGAAUUUGACAAUUUAUACCUUGAUAUGAAUGGGAUCAUCCAUCCAUGCUGUCACCCUGAAGACAAGCCUGCUCCUAAGAAUGAAGACGAGAUGAUGGUUUUAAUCUUUGAGUUUAUAGACAGAAUCUUUUCAAUCGUGCGACCAAGAAAAGUGUUGUACAUGGCCAUUGAUGGUGUGGCACCACGAGCUAAAAUGAACCAGCAAAGGUCAAGGCGAUUCAGGGCCUCUAAGGAAACGGUAGAGAAGAAGGAGGAGAUGGCUGAAAUGCGGGCCCAGCUUGAAGCCAAAGGCUGCAGUUUACCGCCUCCCAAACCCCCGGGGGAGCAUUUUGACAGUAACUGUAUCACACCGGGCACACCAUUCAUGUUCAAACUGGCCGAGUGUCUGAUCUACUACAUCUAUGACAGACUGAACACUGAUCCUGGAUGGCAAAAUAUCAAGAUAAUCUUGUCCGACGCCAACAGUCCAGGGGAGGGCGAGCACAAAAUCAUGGACUACAUCCGAAAACAGAGAGCCCAGCCAGACCAUGAUCCCAACACCAAGCACUGCCUGUGUGGCGCUGACGCUGACUUAAUCAUGUUGGGUUUAGCCACACAUGAACCUCACUUCACCAUCAUCAGAGAGGAAUUCAAACCCAAUCAGCCCAGACCAUGUGAGCUCUGUGGUCAGAUUGGUCAUGAAAUGAAAGAAUGUGCAGGUUUACCUAAAGAAAAAACUGAAAAAGGAGAUGAGGUGAAGCCCUUUGUUGGAGAAGAGCAGCAGUACAUCUUUGUGAGACUGAAUAUAUUACGUGAAUACCUAGAGCGUGAACUUGUCAUGGAAAACCUCUCAUUUCCCUACGAUUUUGAGAGGGCAUUAGAUGAUUGGGUUCUCAUGUGUUUCUUCGUCGGUAAUGACUUCUUACCUCACCUGCCAUCACUAGAAAUCAGGGAAGGAGCAAUUGACCGACUUCAACGUCUGUACAAAGAUUGUGUGAGAAAGACCGGGGGUUACCUAACAGAGAAUGGAGUAUUGGACCUCAGCCGGGUACAGUUAGUGUUGUCAGAAUUGGGUGAAGUAGAAGAUGAAAUAUUCAAAAGCAGAAGAAGCAAAGAGAUGUACUUCAAACAACGAGACAGAGAAAAUAAGUUGAGAGCUAAAAGAAUGCAUGAAGGACCCAAAUGGAUACCAGGUGGGGCCCUGACCCCUCAGCCUCUAGGUCACUCCCAUUCAUCGAGGGGCUCCCGAGGGCACAGCAGUCGGGACUCCGCAAAUUCUGAUGCAGCUCAGGCUCUCAAGGCCAUGAUGAGAAAUCCAGAUAAGGCCACUGAUGAUAAGGCAGGGAAGGAGGAUGAGGAAGAACCGGAACCUCAAGAUGAUGUCAAGUUGUGGGAAGCUGGCUGGAAGGAUAGAUAUUACAGAAACAAGUUCAAUGUAGGAACUGAUGACAUAGAGUUCCGACAUAAUGUUGCAAAUCAUUAUGUGCGAGGGCUCUGCUGGGUUUUAAGAUACUACUAUCAGGGCUGUCCUUCUUGGAAGUGGUAUUUCCCGUAUCACUAUGCACCUUUUGCGUCUGACUUUGUCAACAUCGGAGACUUGUCAAAUUCAUUUGAAGCUAACACAGAACCAUUCAAACCCUUAGAACAGUUGAUGGGUGUGUUCCCUGCUGGUAGUAAAGAACACCUGCCUGUAACCUGGCAACGGUUGAUGACCGACCCUGAAUCUCCAAUUAUUGACUUCUAUCCUGUUGACUUCAAGAUAGAUCUGAAUGGAAAGAAAUAUGCCUGGCAAGGUGUUGCCUUGCUGCCAUUUGUGGACGAGAAGAGACUUUUAUCAGCCCUGGCUACUGUGUAUCCUGAUCUCACAAGUGGAGAGAGGAAGAGGAAUACCAAAGGUAGUGACAGGAUGUUUGUUGGUAUUCGCCAUCCUGUCUACACAUUUUUCGAGGGACUGUACGAGGGCACAAUGGCAGUCGAGCCAGUGGACAUGGAUCCCAAACUGACACAGGGUCUUUCCGGCAAAGUGUGGUGUGAUGAAACAGCUGUUAUGACUGGAGGGACUGUUAUGUGUCCAGUGCCAACACUACAUGAUACCCCAGACAAUAGGGCCAUCGGGGUUCACUAUUUAGACCCAGUAUAUGAACAAGGCUACAUCUACAAGGCUAACGUACUCCCCGGGGCAGAAAUGCCUCCCCGCGUCCUUAAGCCAGAGGACUUCAAUAAAAAUAAGCCCUGGAAACCAUGGGUACCACAUAUCGGAAUGUCCCGAGGUGGGUCCUCAAAUCGCGGGGCCAGAGAUAUAGACAGUGCCCUAAGGAUGAUCAGGCACGGUACAGGUGGGGGAGGUGGACAUGACCAGAGAGGUCAGUGGAAUAGUGGCAGGUCAGACUACAGAUCACAUGGCGGGGGAGGAGGUCCGCCAUCUCUUCUCUCAUUGGGUGGAAAUGGAGGAUAUGGAGGAAGAGGACAACAGAGAGGAGGCUACAACCAGGGAUAUGGUGAAGGUCGAGGAGGGGGCCAGCACUUCGACUCUCGCAGUAACUACAGUGGGGGUGGCUAUGGUAACCAGAGAAGUAACUAUGGAAACCAAGGAGGAAAUUAUGGAAAUCAAAGGGGCAACUAUGGUGGUCAUGGAGGUAGCUAUGGAGGUGGAUAUGGAAAUCAGAGUGACAACAGGAGGGACAAUAGAGGAGGUGGUCACCAACAGCAUCAGCCAAGAUUUUACCAGCAGAACAGAUCCCGCCCCUACUAGACUGUCACUUUUUAGGAUUAGUGGCCAGCAGUCCUUUUAGACUGAGGAGGGCGGUAGGAGCCUCACUUGCCACAUGGCCACAUCUUGUGCCACAGAAAUAAAAAGCCUAGUUGAAGGCUUGAAACAUUGAAUUUUCUUCAGAGAUGUACCCCAGGAAUCACAGUAGAGGUUCUCCGUAUUUCAUAGAGAUCCAUCAUUGCUGAGAAACGCAUACAUAACGGAAUACGUGAACUGAUGUAUUCACAGAAAUUGGGGGGAAAUUGUUCAAUCCCAAACUAUUUGAAAGGUUCACAGUGAACAAAUCCCACAUAUUUUAGGAAUUUAUUUAUUAUCAUCAAGAUACAAAAUAUUUUAAUUUUUCAAUGAAAUAGAAUUGAUUUAUAUCAUUCAUUUAAUUGAUUAAUUUAUAACAAUCAAUUUUAACAAGAAAGUCAUUGGUUAUAUGUGUAAUAUUGUUAAUGAUGUAAUUUUAUAAACACGCAUUCAUUGAACAACAUCAACAUUGUAAAGUUACAUUGUUAAACAAUAAAAUCUAUCAUUUCAUAC